AUGCAGCUGCAAGGGGCUCCAGACGCCAUUAUGUGCCGAGCGUUUGCUACUACCCUUAAGGGUACCGCCAGAGACUGGUAUCGAACUCUUCGACCAGGAUCUGUUGGUUCCUUCCAAGGGAUGGAGCAAAUGUUCAUUGGCCACUUCCUCAGUAGCCGAAGAGUUGCCAAAACAACAGGCCAUCUAAUGAGUAUGGUGCAAAGGGACCGGGAGACUUUAAAGAACUUCAUGCACCAUUUCAACACAGCGACCCUAGAAAUCCGCAACUUGGAUAUGUGGGUAGCUUUGGCCGCCCUGACAACGGCUCUCCAACCCGGAAGUUUCUUAUAUUCCCUUGGAAAAAAACCUCCAGUGGACAUGGGGGAGUUAAUGAUUCGAGCAGAGAAAUACAUAAACCUAGAGGAGAUGAUGGACACGAGAGGAAAUCGUCUAGAACGGAAAAGGAGGAACAACGGCAGAGAAUCUGGAGACGUGUAUAGACCUACAAAAAGGCACGAAACUAGUGCGCUGCAAACAAGUCAAAAGAGUAGAGGACAGCACAACAAGUUCUCCACCUACACACCUUUAAAUGUACCGCGCUCAGAGUUGUUGAUGCAGAUAAAAAAGAAGGACUACGUCUCAUGGCCCGAACCUAUGCGAACGCCUCUACAUAAGCGGAACAUGUCCAAAUUUAUCAAGAAAGAAAAUUCACAAAGGGAAUCCACCGAGCAGAGGAGGCACGGCCCAAAAGAGAAGGAAGAGCAAGCUAUUGGGGAAAUUACGGUGAUCUUUGGAGGAUCCGCCAGUGGAGGAGAUAGUGGAAGUGCACAUAAAAGAUAUGCUAAACAGGUGCAGACGAUAGAAAAGGGGGAAACCAGUAGCAAACGAAACAAGAAAGGUGAUGCCAUAACCUUUGACAGCGGAGAUGAAGAGGAAGUGCAGCAGCCGCACGAUGACGCGCUAGUGCUCUCCCUACUUGUAGCCAAUUACAUGGUUAGGCGUAUACUGGUAGACAAUGGGAGCUAG
Malania oleifera is the source of this 1005-nucleotide messenger RNA. RefSeq lists its product as uncharacterized. Lineage: Eukaryota; Viridiplantae; Streptophyta; Magnoliopsida; Santalales; Ximeniaceae. The coding region runs from base 1 to 1005 and encodes 334 amino acids. The record is from RefSeq and is a predicted model, not a curated record. The transcript is spliced from 2 exons.